CUUUGGAAUGUCACCGCUGCAAGCGGCUCACUUCAUGAUCGCCGCCGCAUCAUGAUGGAAUGGAGAAGGAUAUACCGGUGGGCCUUGCUUGUUUACUAUCUUGGCAGUGAGUCCGUUAAAGCAGUUGCACAGGACGACGCCGUCCUUGCAUGCACCGUGAGAGCGCCGCAGUACUUGUCUAUUGAGCACAAGGCAGCCCUUUGUGCAGGCGUUCAUCUCGACACAGCGACAGCACCUGCGGACUGCGCAUGUGAACUGAAACUCCACCUGGGCACAGCUACGUCAUCCGAGAUUGCCUUGACACUGUGCAGUGGAGCCACGAGCGUCGGUCCCGCAACUUGCUUCCGUACCGUCAAUGCCUUCUCCUUUACUAUCCUGCCAAUGCCUCAGUUGUUGACCCUUUGUCGCGGGGUUGCAGACGAGGAGAACGCAUUGUGCUUCCACCACCUCCACCGCAAACUCCAACUAGACGUCAACUCAAUCGUACUGCUCUGUACGCAGCCCAACGCAUGGAGCUACGUCGAUGAAAUCGUGUCAUGUUUCCAACGCCACACCACGUUGGCCAGCACAACCCGCCUGCGCUUAUGCAUGAAGCCGAGUCUCAUUUCAGACGCAACACUGGCGUGCUUGCAAACACUUUCCCAUCGGUACACGUUGGCCUCAGAUCGCGACGACCUCUUUCCACUGUGUCUGUCGCGCUCUCCGCACCAUGCUCUCUCAUGCGUCGAGGCGGCUCCGUGGGGAUACACUGUGUCGUUUAAAACCGCGCUGUGUAUCAACGCGACGGGUGUAGGGCCAGCAGAGUGCUUGAAAGGACUCAUGGGGGCAUCCACUUGGACAAACGACGACAAACUCAGCCUCUGCAGCGGCGCCACCUCGUCCAAGCGCAUCGAUUGUGUGCUCAAGCUGUCUUCGCGCUAUUCAAUUCGCCAGAAAGUUGCCCUCUGCGCACACGACCAUGACACUCCGCUCCGGUGCACCCGCACCAUCAAAGGGCUGCCGCCAACAGGAGACGAGAUUGCCAUUUGUGGACGUGCGUCAUCCCUCGGACCAGCGGAGUGCUUCAAUGUGGACACGGGUCUCUCGACAGCGCUCAAGGUCGAGCUAUGUGCGAACGGCGGGAAUCGGGACCGCGCUCAAUGCGUUCUGCGGCUGCGUUCCAUGCUGCAUUCGUUCACCGCGCACGACUUGGUGCAGCUCUGUGCCGCCGUGACGACCCCCGACGAGCUCCCGAGUCUCAUGCAGUGCCUCACCACGGGAUUUCGUGCAGUUCUCGCAGCUCGGGACGUCAUUCACGUUUGCAAGGGUGCUUCGUCGGCUGCGCCUGCGCGCUGUCUCCAGGAACAUCUAGCUGGGUGGUCAUCGUCCGAGAAGGCGGCGCUGUGCUAUUCGGCGACGGACUUGUCGCCUGUGGACUGCAUUCGUAGGUUAGGCCCGACGACGUUGCUGCAGCGACGACACCAAGUCCAGUUGUGCGUUGGGGCCACGGCCCCCGUUUUCCCCGCCAUUUGCGCGAAAUCGGCUCCGCCAAGGUUCGUCCAUCCGGUCGACCGCGUUCGCCUCUGUGCACAAGCAUCCACAUCGUUUCCUUUGGACUGCGCCGCGAGUUUGCCAUCCACUCACCCGAGUGUUGUUGCGGCCGUGUGCAGUCAAGUGGCAUCGCUUGCUCCGGCCGAGUGCAUCCAAGCUGCGCUUCGAAGCGGGUCCAAGCUCACGCAGUCCGUCAUCGCACGGUGUCGGUCGGUGUCGUCAUUCCCUGCCAUGCUCUCACUCGCCUCUGUCAUCAAGGAAUGUCCUGUCCUUGUACCCCACUGUCCAGUGACCAUUGAGCUGCAUGUACUGGAUCAGUUUGGCCAUCGCAUGCUCACGUAUGGGCUCCAUCCGUCGGCAGGGUCCAUCGAUUCCAACCAUUCGAUGCGACUGACGGCGGCAUUUCAAAGCCAGCCAUGUCUUGCUCUUGGCAAACGCGAGCCUGUCGUCGAUGGCAGGUCGACGUUCCGCAUGGCGUUUCCGCAUGCUGGUCACUUCCGCCUCGUUCUCGCGCUUGCCAACAUCACUGUUCUCCAUCUUCCAGUGCAUGUUCAGGAAGACCCGGGCGCAGUAGCAUGGACGGCUUCCUGCGAUCGCAUCUUUCGGUCGCAUCUCCAGUGCAUCCCAUCGUCAGCUACGUUUCCAUCCUAUCAGUUUUUGCAAGUCGACGCUGUGGCGAACACGCUCUUGGCCGUAGUGUGUGCGGGCACAUUGGAGCUCCUGGAGCCGCUGAGUCCAUCGUUGUCCACGUCGGCGCGAGCCAUCGCCGCCGCCCCGUGGCUUCCAUAUCACAUGCAUUUGCAAGUGCCGCUGAGUCCGUGGGAAGUUCUUCGCAUCCCCGACAACGCCACUCUCGACGUAGUCCGAGCGGCAUAUCGACACCAAUCGCUUGUGUACCAUCCCGAUCGGAGUGCCGCGGCUGCUGCCACGUACUUUGAUAGCGUUCGGUCCGCGUACGAAGCUGCAGUGCACCUCGACGAUCAAAAUCGGAGUAUUCGCGUCGAUAAAUAG
Molecule: messenger RNA, 2541 nt
Organism: Aphanomyces invadans
Lineage: Eukaryota; Oomycota; Saprolegniomycetes; Saprolegniales; Verrucalvaceae
Exons: 5
Coding region: 52-2541 (829 amino acids)
Source: RefSeq, a predicted model, not a curated record